AUGUCUCACGAAUCCGUCUGGUACAGCCGCCCCCGUAACUACGGCAAGGGCUCUCGUCAAUGCCGUGUUUGCACCCACCAAGCUGGUUUGAUCCGCAAGUACGGUCUCAACCUGUGCCGUCAAUGCUUCAGAGAGAAAGCCACCCAGAUCGGCUUCAUCAAGUACCGGUAA
Molecule: messenger RNA, 171 nt
Organism: Xylaria bambusicola
Lineage: Eukaryota; Fungi; Ascomycota; Sordariomycetes; Xylariales; Xylariaceae
Product: ribosomal protein S14
Exons: 5
Coding region: 1-171 (56 amino acids)
Biological process (GO): translation
Cellular component (GO): ribosome; cytosolic small ribosomal subunit
Molecular function (GO): structural constituent of ribosome; zinc ion binding
Source: RefSeq, a predicted model, not a curated record